Molecule: messenger RNA, 592 nt
Organism: Lonchura striata (white-rumped munia)
Lineage: Eukaryota; Metazoa; Chordata; Aves; Passeriformes; Estrildidae
Product: monocyte chemotactic protein 1B
Biological process (GO): immune response
Cellular component (GO): extracellular region
Molecular function (GO): chemokine activity
Source: RefSeq, a predicted model, not a curated record
UCACCAGAAAAAGUACUACUACUUAAAUUUUCCACUUAUAGUCAGGUCCUCCAUGACACCCUAAGAAAGGAAAAGAAGAACUGACCACUGAAUGACAAUAUAUAAACCCAGAGAAAGGAGGCUGACAGUAGACGCUUUCUGCUCUGCCUUGACACAGAAGCCACAGCGAUGAAGCUCCACAUCACAGCAAUCCUGCUCCUCUUCUGGUUUGGUGUCUUCACUGGGCACACAGUCAGAGGGAGUUCUAGCAGUGAGUCCAUGCGCAAAUUCAAGUGUGUAAAUCUCUCUACAAGGCAGUUAAACAUUCGAAAUCUUGUGAACUAUGAAAAGCAACAAGUACCAACAGAUGCCAUCAUGUUUCUUACUGCAGGAGGUAUCAAGAUCUGUGUAAGACCUAAUCAGGAAUGGGUGCAGGCUGCUAUGAAGCGAAUAGAUGAAAGACGUACUGCCAAACCAAAUAAUCCAAGCUUCUAAGGAAAGCCAGCUGGAAUCAUCAUCAGUGCUGCAAGUAACAAGGAAGAAAAGCUUACUAUCUUCUUUUAUUUCCUAUUUAUUAAGUGGCAAUAAAAUCUUGGAACAAACACAAACUCAC